This is a messenger RNA of Sphaerulina musiva SO2202, 2651 nucleotides long. RefSeq lists its product as uncharacterized. The transcript has a single exon. Bases 1068 to 2144 code for a protein of 358 amino acids. The record is from RefSeq and is a predicted model, not a curated record. Lineage: Eukaryota; Fungi; Ascomycota; Dothideomycetes; Mycosphaerellales; Mycosphaerellaceae.
AUGGCAUCUCUCGCGCGCCCACUCACCAACCGCGCAGUGCAUCUUCGCAUCACACCGAGACCGUCCAAUCUGGGCGAGUCUCGUGAGAUCCUGCGCUUGAUCUCUGCAUUUGGAGAGGUCGAGUACUUCAAAAAUCUGAAAUACGAUGCCCUGUCUGCGCCCACUACCGCGCUGGUCAUCUUCAAGCACGAGGAGGCGGCGAUGCAGUGCAUGAAGAGGAGCCCGAUCCGAUUCCGGAUGGGCAAAGCAGCUGUUGGCGAAGAAAUUGCUGGGCCAGCGCCAUCGCCAUCGCCAUCGCCAGCGCCUACCACAGCGCCGCCCGUACCAGCCUCAGAAGCCUCGGCGGUUCCCGCACAGCAUAUACCGUCGCGAUCAGGCGGUGCUUGGGGCCUUGGAGGACAGACGAGGGCCAUGUCUACUACCUCCAGCUAUGCGCCCAUGGACACUCUUCCCAAUCCCCCAGCACGUCCUGUACGGACGCCGUUCCAGGCACCACCAUUACCUCUCUUGGAGUCGCGCAUCUUUCAGGUCCAGACCAACCCCGCACAUGCACACUUUAGAGAUCAGAUCAAUAUGGGCUAUUACCAUGGCAGGUUCGCAAUUGAUUCCAAAAGUGUGCCGCAGACAGAUCUUGCCCAGACUGUGCCGCUUCCAGGGCUGAGUUGUGUGAACUGGAAGGCAAAGGAGAGACCGUGGAGAUUGAUGAAUCAGGAGAAAGAACGGGAUCGCACUGGACCGCAUAGACGGAAGAGUCUCAGAGAGCUGUACGACACUCAUCAUGAAACUGCAGGCACUGCCGACUUUCGAAAUGAGGCAUUGUCUCGUUGAAAGGAGUGAGUCGUACUUGUGCUUUGAGCGGCACGAAACCUAUUUCGGCCAGCCCUUCGCAACUUCGCACGUGUACCGAUGGAUGUGGGUUCAUUUGGCAGUUCCGAAUCUCUUUCCUGUUAUAUGGUAUAUUCUGAACCGCACACCUUCGACGCCGACCCCUCGAAGACCUCUUACAUCUUUUCUGUCAUAUACACUCGCAAUAACACGCCUUCGACAUCGAAUUCUUGAAGACCUCUAUGGAUACGAAAGCGCAAAGUGGAGUCGGCAUUUCCAUCCUUCCCGGCAAGAAGGGAAACAAGAAGAAGCCCACGGGAGAGAAUCCAUGGGCAGCGCAGGCUCUGUAUCACUCUCAACGAGAGCAAGCCUGGAAACAGUGCGGCUUAGUGAUUCUUCGUGCCUUAUUGCGAGGCUGUGCUUGUCCAGACUGUGAGCCUCGUGCUCGACUGUACAGCCAUCACGUCGUGACAAUUUCCAGCAUUGCGGGAUUGUCUUAUCGGGCACACGAUGCCUUUGCGAUAGCAGAGUGGGCAGUGUCAUCUUUCCACAGCGCAAAUCUGCUGCCGACGCAGAAGCUAGCUCUGACUAAAUGGUCGGCACUGAGAACGAGCUGCACCAUCAAAACUGAACCUCCGACGCACGCUGUCUUGCAAGAUGUUGCUGAUGUAUUUAACGAGCUUUUCUUCUGUGGCCACUUGCCGCGGUCCAAAUUACGCUUGGUUCUGACAGGCGCGACUUCAACUUCGUUGGCCACGACGUGGCCAUCUCCCACGCAAGACCAUCCUGAAACUAUCGCCAUCAACAUCAUGAGCCACUGUCUGUGGGCAAGGCCUAUCAAAGUACUGCAGGUCCUGCUGCACGAGAUGAGUCACUGCUAUCUCGGUCGGUAUACUUGCUACCCCUGGAGCCUUACCCGCCUUGCAUGUGCCACAGGCAGCUGCGGAGCCUCAUACCAGACGAACCUAAGAGAAGGAGGGCACGGACGCGCAUGGCAAUAUCUCACCCGGGCCAUCGAGGACUGCAUGCCGCGGUAUCUGAAUCUGCCUGGCAACCUGGGACGAGAUCUCGGCAUUGCGAAUAAAAUUACUUGUGGGAGUCAUCUGCCUUGUGGCAAAGAGGUAGAUCGGAUAUAUAAAUGCGACUAUGGUCACCAAGAGUUCUGGAGUCACGUGAGGCGGUCAAGGGACGACAACUUUGCGGAGCACACCGUUCUAUUGGUCGGCAAGAGGAUCAAGACACAAUGUGGCCGACGUGCUUCAGAUUCUGCAUAUGAACUUGUGAACAAUCGGAGGCCAUUGGGAGGAUCGUUCGAAUGACACAGAACGCUAAUGAUCGGUGAAGCUCAGUCAGCGGCCAUCACGGCGGUGGUUGGCCGGCCAUGCGCGCAUUGCAUUGAUGGAGGCCAUUGUUGGGCACAGCAUUCUCGACAUCGUCUUCGCACCGGGCAGAGUUAUGUCCGCGCACGUCGCGUGAAGAGUUUCCCGCACACUUCGCGAUCCGGGACUUGGGAAACGAUCGCUAUGAUAUGUCGAUUGUCGAGUAGGAAGACGCAACUCACUCAAUAUGAAGUGUCAAAUGCAUUUUGGAAAGCAACGGGAGUUUUCAUGUUACGAGAUUCGAUACUGCUGUGUGAACAAAAGGAUGAUCUCCUUCCAUUCGAGAUGUCAAGGCUCGUACCCAACAUGAAGUAGCCGGCAGGAAGAAGUCUACGUUAUAGUGUUCUUGCACGGUUGCACCUUGAGCUGAUAUUUCCUUUCUCGGGGAUAAAGUUUCAGGUGCUAUAUGAUAUAGAGGCAGGUUGGUAAAUGGUUGUCUCUAUUCCC